AUGGAUCAGACCAGGGUCCCUCAGUCAAGCAGCGGGGAAUGUUCUCAAGCUCGGCAUUCCAGCUGGGAGAGUACAAGCUCAUCCACAGACGAGUCCUGUCAAGCCAACGAACCGACCCGCAGCAACCACGAACAGAAGUUUGAUGUAUUUCUUAGUCACAGCGGUAAGCAAAAGAUUCCUGCAAGGCAGCUUUAUAGAGACCUGACAAACCAAGGUGUGUCAUGCUUCUUUGAUCAAGAUCGUGAAAGCUUGCCAGUGGCAGAAGAUUUCCCCUCUCGUAUAUUUGAAGCUGCUAAGACAUGCAAAGUAGCAGUUUUGAUUCUCUCUAACGAUUUCGUCGAAUCAAAGUGGCCAAUGUUAGAACUCGCAGCUUUCGUGGAAGCGAAAGACAUAACCCGUUCAAAUCUCAAUAUCAAAAUUUUACCAGUGUUCUUCCUGAUUUCACCGGAUGCUAUUAAAAACAUUACAGCAGACAAUGAAAAGUGGAAACAGUUGGAGAAAUCCGGUGAAAAACGAGCAGAGUGGCACCAAGCUUUGAAUGCAAUCCGGCGAAUCAAUGGGUUAACGUUCAAUGAAGUUGGCGAUGUAGCGGAGUUCAGUGAGCAAAUUGUGAAAGAAAUCUGGCACAUACUUCCAGCACCCUCAGCAAGGUAUCAUGUGCCUCACAUGCAAGGAGAAGUACGGAUGUGUCAGGAGGUUGCACAUUUCUUCGACAGAGUUCAGCUCAACGAAAGGGGAAUCCGUAUCGCAGGAUUGUAUGGAAUAGCGGGCCAGGGAAAAACUACACUUGGCAAGGCUUUCUGCAAUUACAAAUUGGGGGAUUUUGAAGGUAAAGUAUGCCAUCUAGAAUUUUCUAGAGGUGAUUCAGUCGAGAGAAUAAAACUUGCCCUGCAGUAUCUCACUCACCGCCCUCAAUCGCAUCUCCAAACACUGACAAUCCAAGAUGAGGCACAAAAUGAGUUAUAUACCAGACUGAGGGGCCAUAGGGGGAAGGGCCAAAAGGCAUUGUUGGUUCUCGACAAUAUCACAGAAGAAAGCAUAGACGAAGUGACAUAUUAUCUUCGGGCAGACUUCGGAGAAAAUAGCUGCAUCCUUUUGAGCGCUCGAAGUGUAGAUGUUCUGACAAAGCAUUUCAAUAUAGACUCGCAGUCAUGCAUGCGUGUCCCAAGGCUUGAAGAGGAAGAGGCCAUAGCCAUCUUGGUGAAAAGGGCAUUUCCAGGAGAGUCAAAGUUAGGGGCAGAGGACAGAGAUUUCGCUUUGAAGUGUGCGAACAGAUGUUCGUUCAAAGAGACCAACGGUGACAUUUAUCCGAGAGCUCGAACAUUUCAUCCGUUGGCCUUAAAAGCUUUUGGCAGAUAUCUUUUGGGUAAAAACGGGUCAAAUUUGUCAAAAUGGGUUGCUGAGAUAGAUUGCACGGUAGACGGGUAUGGUGAUGGCUUGGUUGAAGUGUUUAGUGUGCUGCACAAAGCUUUUAGUUGUAUGCAUCCGAAAUACCGUACAAUAUUCAUGCUUCUCACCGUGUAUAUGCUGCCCAAUAUGACUCCCGGCAAAGUCAAGGAGUGGCUGGCAAUAAAUUGCAACGAAGAGAUCUCGUUCAUUGAGAAAGCAGUUGAGAAUCUAUGUAAGAAAGCUUUCAUUGAAGAAUUUGAACCUGAAAUCCGUAUACACGACCUUUAUGUUGAGUUUGCUCAGAGCAAAGCAAAUGAAAUGGAGAGAUGGCUUUGGUGGAAGAAGAAAGACGACCAAUGCAGUAGACGUGGGUUAAUAGCACAAGAUAGUGCAGGGUUUGAACUGGCUAAGUUGCAGCAAUGUCGGUAUCGAACGAUCGCUCCGGACUACCUUCGAAAUCUAUUGGUGCUUCAGCUCGUAGAUGUGCAUAAUUUAAUCAAGCUUGACUUGGGCCAGAUGAACAAACUCAGAAGUAUCACAUUACGGGAUUGCAAAGCUCUGGCGACAGUUGACGGGCUGCCAAAUUUGUUAGACCUUGCGUGGCUUCAGAUAGGAGGGGUGAAUCCAAUGUUUAGACUUCCUGAGCUAAGCAGCAUCGAAGGGUUACAACAUCUUGAGAUCGACAUUGCAGACAGCCAGGUGCUUGAUCAGCUGGGAGAUCUUACAAAUUGCUUUUGUCUCAGAGAGAUUAAUGUUCGCUGUCCAUCUCUCUCGGAGUUCCCAAGGUUAAGUGGUAUGCCGCAUUUGGAGAAAGUAGAAUUUAGUUUGUGCGAAACUGUGCAAGGGAUCCUUGACUGUACAGAAUGCGUGGAGCUUCAAAGUAUUGUCCUCAACCGUUGCUGCCAGAUGUCUUCCUCACCGCUCCUCGCUGGAUGUAAGAAACUAUCUAAAAUCGUUUUGUCGGAAUGUGAUGCAGUGACGGCAUGUACAGAUAUGUGCGUGCCAAGUAGUCUUAAGACACUAGAGUUGUUCAUUUCACCCGAAGCUGCUUCGGUACCCAGAGAUUUAGAGUCUUGUUAUGAACUAGAAAAUCUCCAACUAUGGAAUAUGGGGGAACUGAAAAAGCUUCCAAGUUUCAGAAGCUUUUCAAAUUUGACUGUGCUCAAACUUGGCAAGUGUGGUAUAAGGCAGCCACCCAAUCUUACAUGUUGUGUCAUGUUGGAGAAUGUUUACUUUUUCACACUCAAAAAUUUAGAAAGCUUUCCCAACUUCUCAUUGCUGAGGAAGUUGAAAACAUUAAGUUUAUAUAACUGCAGGAGGGUUCAAGAUCCACCUGAUAUUAGUGGCUGCCAUCAAUUACAGGUAUUACAUCUAUUGUACAGUGAUAAUAUGAAAGGACUUCCAAAGAUGGAUGAGUGCGCACAGUUGGACGAAAUAAAAGUUAGUUGGCAUGGUGAGGAUGAGGUCACAUACGAUGGAAUUGAUCCCGACAGUUGUGAAGUGGAUGAUGACUUUCAAUCUUGUCUGGAGCAUUUUGAAGACGAGAUCCCAGUAGAAAACUUAAAUGAUGUGUUUGUCCCGGAAGAAUUGAGGGGGUGGCAGAGGAUGCAAGAACAGCGGUGGAUGCAGCGUAGAACAAUGCUGGCUAAGAAGUAUUUCCGAGGAGUGAAGAUGUAUUACUCUAUAACCACUCCAUAUGAAGCGUAUAAAAGCUCGAAGCUUUACAAGCCAAAUUAUAUUACUCUCAGAUUGAUAAAUAGCCAAGUGCUAGCUCUCCCUACUCUGGGCAGAGUUAGUAAAGAUCGUGACUGGUUGAAUAAAGAUCGCGACUGGCUGAAGAAAGUGCGGGAGUAUUUUGCUGGAAAAAAGGUUUCCGUUCGUACAUGUGCCGCCUCCGGUAAGGUUUUGAUGCCAGCUCUAAAUGAUUUAUUGGUAUAA
Molecule: messenger RNA, 3327 nt
Organism: Cryptomeria japonica (Japanese cedar)
Lineage: Eukaryota; Viridiplantae; Streptophyta; Pinopsida; Cupressales; Cupressaceae
Product: putative disease resistance protein At4g11170
Exons: 5
Coding region: 1-3327 (1108 amino acids)
Biological process (GO): defense response; signal transduction
Molecular function (GO): ADP binding
Source: RefSeq, a predicted model, not a curated record